Penicillium salamii is the source of this 1233-nucleotide messenger RNA. The record is from the annotation of a GenBank genome assembly. Lineage: Eukaryota; Fungi; Ascomycota; Eurotiomycetes; Eurotiales; Aspergillaceae.
AUGGAUGGCAAGGUCAUUCAAGCUGGAAAGUUCGACAAUAAAUCCACCAACGAGGAACGAGAUGCACUUCUGCGCACCCUUUUGGAUACCGCAGAGGCUGCAGAGAAUAUCGGCGACGACGAUGAAAUGGACGAUGACGAACUGAACGACAUUAUGGCCCGCUCUGAAGAAGAAAUCCCUGUCUUCCAAGAGAUUGACAGACAGCGACUGGCUACUGACACAUAUGGCCCCGGUCACCGCUACCCUCGACUCAUGUGUGAACAGGAGUUGCCCGAGAUCUAUAUGCAGGAGGACAACCCUGUCACCGAGGAAAUCGAGAUCGAGGUUACUGGUCGCGGUGCUCGUGAGCGCAAGAUCACCAAAUACGAUGAUGGUCUUACCGAAGAGCAGUGGCUGAUGGCAGUGGACGCUGACGAUGACACUAUCGAAGAGGCCAUUGCACGUAAGGAGGCCCGUGUUGAGCGUCGCAAGUCCAACAAGACUGGCCGGGAUGGCGAAGACUCCUCACCAGAGCCAUCCAUCAUUGAUGACGACGAUACCCCUCAGAAACAGAAGCGCCGCCGCGGACCUCCCCCCAAGCGCAAGGCCGAAGAAGUCAUCGAAGAAACCCCGCAACCCAAGCGCAAGCGCGGUCGUCAGCCCAAGGUUCCAGAUACCCUCAACCCUACCGACCGUGCCAAUUUGAACCGCAUCCUCGAGACCGUCAUUCAGUCGCUGAUUGACAUGGAAGCUGAAGUGCCACCCGAGGGCUCUGAUAGUGAGGAGGGCCCCAUGAUCCGUGCGAUUAUCGAUCCCUUCAUGAAGCCUCCGCCACGAUCUUACUACCCAGAUUAUUACAUGAUCAUUCAAAACCCCAUCGCCAUAGACAACAUUCAAAAGAAGAUCAAGCGUUCCGAUUAUCAGAACUUGAGGUCAUUCCGCAAUGAUAUCCACCUCCUCUGUCAGAACGCCCGCACAUACAACGAAGACGGCAGUCUGCUCUUCCAGGAUGCCAAUGAUAUCGAGAACAAAGCAUUGUCGGAGCUUAGAAGGUUGACCGAAGCCCACCCCGAACUUGGUGGCUUUGAAGACCAGUCCACAGGUGGCGAUGGCUCAACCGGGCUCGGCUCAGGCGCUGACACUCCUGUGCCCGGCGGCACCCCCGGACAGCCCAAGCUGAAGCUCACCUUCAACAACCCCAACCGAGACAGCCCCAGCACCAGCAACGGAGCUGAGUUCGGAUUUGACCAAUGA